Anopheles cruzii is the source of this 1688-nucleotide messenger RNA. RefSeq names its product chitin deacetylase 1 (gene ChLD3). The coding region runs from base 1 to 1596 and encodes 531 amino acids. Gene Ontology annotation, biological process: carbohydrate metabolic process. Gene Ontology annotation, molecular function: hydrolase activity, acting on carbon-nitrogen (but not peptide) bonds; chitin binding; protein binding. Gene Ontology annotation, cellular component: extracellular region. NCBI's taxonomy places the organism in Eukaryota, Metazoa, Arthropoda, Insecta, Diptera, Culicidae. The transcript has 5 exons. The record is from RefSeq and is a predicted model, not a curated record.
AUGACCAACUUAACCGGAAUGGGUCUAUUUUUACUUUGCACGCUGUCGGCGCUGAUCACUUUCACUGGAAACGCGGCGCACGGAAGCAACCUCGUUAAGCGGAGUCUCAAAAACACAGUUCCCUGCUUCGAGGAUGGAUUGUUUUACAGAAAUCCCGACCGACCGGUGCACAAGAUGUGGACCAACACCGAGUGCGCCAAGUACUACUUGUGCCUGGACGGGGAAGUGUUCGAGUUCAAGUGUUCCGUUGGGUUGCUGUUCGACGUUGCGCGCCAAAUCUGUGAUUUCAAGCAGAACGUCGAAAACUGUGACGUUACGGCGGAGGCCCGCGUGCCGAAACCCUUGCUUAAAGAUGCAAAGUGUGAAGAACGAUCACAGCUGGGUUGUGGCGAUGGCACCUGCCUGCCGAAGGAGUACUUCUGCGACGGAUCGGUAGACUGUGCCGACGGAUCGGACGAGGGAUGGUGCGAUGCAGACCACGAUCCGGACCCCGUGUAUCCGUGUGACCCUGUCGUCUGCGUCCUGCCGGACUGUUACUGCUCCAAGGACGGCACGGUGAUUCCGGGCCGACUGGAGCGAUACCACACGCCACAGAUGAUUUUGCUAACAUUUGAUGAUGCGGUCAAUUUUGAAAACUGGGAACUCUACACCGAGAAGCUGUUCACGGCCGGCCGCAAAAACCCGAACGGCUGCCCGAUCCGAGCGACGUUCUUUGUCUCGCAUCAGUACACCAACUAUGCCCAGGUGCAGCGUCUCUGGAACGACGGGCACGAAAUUGCGAUCCACUCCAUCACCCAUCGCGGCCCGGAAGAGUGGUGGUCGCGGAACGCAACCAUCGAGGAUUGGUUCGAUGAAAUGGUUGGCCAAGCGAACAUCGUUAAUCGGUUCGCGAACGUGCGCAUGGAAGAGCUUCGCGGGAUGCGUGUUCCGUUUCUGCGCGUCGGCUGGAACCGUCAGUUUCUGAUGAUGAAGGAGUUUGGGUUCGUCUAUGAUUCGUCGAUGGUGGCCCCCCACUCCAACCCCCCGUUGUGGCCUUAUACCCUUGACUACAAGAUGCCGCACGCGUGCAAUGGCGUCCAUCAGUACUGUCCGUCACGCAGUUAUCCGGGCAUCUGGGAGCUGGUAAUGAACCAGCUCGAGGCCGGCGACUACACGUGCGGCAUGGUAGACACUUGCCCACCGCACAUGAACGGCGAGGACGCGUACCGGAUGUUUGUGCACAACUUCAAGCGCCAUUACCACUCGAAUCGGGCUCCACUCGGAUUGUUUUUUCACUCGACCUGGUUCCGCAAACAGGAGUAUCUGGAUGCUUUCAAGAGAUUCCUGGACGAUAUGGCCAAAUAUCCGGAUGUGUAUUUCGUUACCGGCAACCAGGCCAUCGAGUGGAUGCGUAAUCCGACGACCUCGAACCAGCUUGGCCGCUUCGAACCCUGGCAGUGCCGACCUAAGCAGCUUGAUCCGCAGGAGCAAGCCUGUAAUCUGCCCCGUACUUGUAAGCUGCACAGUCGAGUGCUGCAGCAAGACCGCUACCUUUAUACCUGCAACGAAUGCCCGGCCCAAUACCCGUGGAUCAGGAACGAGUUCGGAUUAGACUGAGUCCGGUUUUUGGUUUAGUUUGGAAUUUAUUUACAAGAAAAAUAACUCAUAACAUUGAGUAUUUUGUAUUUCCUUUUGUUUCUGUUGAACGA